This is a messenger RNA of Halteromyces radiatus, 699 nucleotides long. Its product is annotated as peptidase S28. Gene Ontology annotation, molecular function: serine-type exopeptidase activity; dipeptidyl-peptidase activity. Gene Ontology annotation, biological process: proteolysis. The annotation marks the transcript as partial. NCBI's taxonomy places the organism in Eukaryota, Fungi, Mucoromycota, Mucoromycetes, Mucorales, Cunninghamellaceae. The transcript has 5 exons. The record is from RefSeq and is a predicted model, not a curated record.
CGUUAUGGUCCAUACUAUUUUGAUCAAGUCAUUAAUCAUGAAACAAACUCGACCACUACCUUCAAGCAACGAUAUUGGGUCAAUAGCGACUGGUACAAAUCUGGUGGUCCUGUUGUUUUGUAUAAUGCUGGAGAAACGGCAGCGGAUGAAAGAUCUCAUUAUGUGACCAAUUCUUCUAUGGCUUUAUUGGCUCGUGAAUUGAAUGGUAUUGUCAUUGUAUUGGAACAUAGAAGUUAUGGUGAAUCACAACCUGGACCUGAUUAUUCGACAAAAUACUUGAAAUCAUUAACAACAUUUAAUGCAUUGGAAGAUAUGGCAUCAAUCAUCAGAAAUCUCAAGAUUCCUAAUCUGGAUAAACCUAUUCCUCCUGCACCUGAAACGAAAUGGAUUGUUUAUGGUGGAAGCUAUUCAGGAAAUUUAGCAGCCUGGAUGCGAUUCAAGUACCCUGAUAUAGUCUUUGCUGCUGUUCCUUCCUCUGCUCCAGUUCAAAUGCGUUAUAACUUUUAUCAGUACUUUCAACCAAUUCAAAAAUAUGCUCCCAGUCACUGUGUUCGUUCCAUCGAAACUGUCAUUACUUAUGUAGAUCAUAUUUUAUUUAGUCCAUUCCCCAAACCCAAGGAUAAACUCAAGGAACAAUUCGGUGUAAAAGGAUUACAGCAUGAUGAUGAUUUUGCUGAGUGUAAGUACCUCAUAGUAUAA